Trichoderma citrinoviride is the source of this 1380-nucleotide messenger RNA. RefSeq lists its product as hypothetical. The transcript has a single exon. The coding region runs from base 1 to 1380 and encodes 459 amino acids. The record is from RefSeq and is a predicted model, not a curated record. NCBI's taxonomy places the organism in Eukaryota, Fungi, Ascomycota, Sordariomycetes, Hypocreales, Hypocreaceae.
AUGUCCCAAUGGCGAGUGACAGCCGCGCAGCCGCUCCGGGACAUCGAAGGCCUCGACCACGAGCGAUGCGCCGCCCUGCACAACCUCAUCAUUGAGCGAGGCUGGACCGCAAGCGGCCGCCGCCUGAGCGAUCUCGACCGCCGGCCCUGGUGGGAAUGUUAUGGCGGGGACGCGCAACUAUGGCCUCACGCUGCCAGGUUGAGCCCUUCUCUCGUUGCCUUUCUCCAAGCGGCGUGGCACGGCUACACAGUGACGGCACAGCCCCAGCACGCAUUCUUCAGAUACCUUUUCGGGCUCGGCUCGCCGAAUGAUCUCUGGGAGCACGCCAACUAUGGCGACGACGAGGACGACUCCAACAAGAGGCGCUACGUGAAGCUCUACAUGGCGAACUGGGCGCUGGGCGCCAGCCACCCCCUGGGCCUCAUUUUCGACCAGGACACGUCGACGGCGAUGCAGCACAUGUCGAUCCAUGACACGAGCGUCACGAUGAAUGGUCGACAGGAGUGGCUGCCCCUGGAGCUCAUUCUCGAAGCCUUCCUGGACAUGAUGGACCAGGGCAAGGCGCUUGCGGUGGGCUCGUCCUACGAUGGAGAGCAAGAGAGGAUAGACUCUUGGAUCAUGCCCUCUUACACGGAGUGCGACUUGGACGAGGCUCUCGAAGCCUUUAACCGACUGACGCGGGCGAUCGAAGCUCGUAUGCCUGGACCAUAUUGCGCCGAAACGCACCACCUUGGGGAUAUCCUCAAGUCGAGCACGCUCUCCCCAAACAGCUUUGCAGGCCGGUUCCUGGCACAGGCGCGGCAAGUUCGAUUUCGCUAUAUUGCACCUGGCCUCCGUAUCGCCCGCCAACAGCCAUUCUCUUCAGUUAAUGUUGAAGAGGGAGAGUUGUGGCCUAUACUGCUGUUUGAGAGCAGCCAGGAAGCUCAUCAAGACACGCGACAAUCGCCAUGGGGAGAAGAAGUCGUCAUAUCACCCUUCCCGCCGCCUUUUCAGGAGGUAACAAACUAUCCUGCCGGGGUCUAUCUGACGGAGACGGAUCCGCAUGGCAAGCAUCCGUUUGAAGACGGUUGCUUGCUAAUCCUGCCGUAUGCCAUCGGCGAGAAUGGCUGGGCUCGGACGAGUGACGGGGCGCUAUUUGGGGAGGAGACGCAUGCUAGAGGGUCAGUCGCGGAGCCGGGGGGGAGUAGCACGGAGUUGUAUCAGCAGGGAUUCAACCCUUUCAUACGGGGGCACGAUGUGCAGCUGAAGCAUUUGCUGGGGCAUUGGACGGAGAUGGUGGAGAGUGGGAGGUGGGCGAUGGAUGGUGAGGGCGUGGCUGGGGGGGUUGAGAAGUGGAGGGAGGCUGAUACGGAGGAAGUAUGUCGAAAACCGGCUCCGUAA